AUGACGGAGCUCCUCCGUAAAGACAUCUACGGGCUCGAGCGAAUAGGAGUGCUCGACUCCACCAUCAACGAGCAGCAAGUCGAGUCACACAUUCCGGCCGAGGUCCAAUACGCCUGCCUGCAUGAGGUAUUCCACUUUCAGGGCGCCCGAGCCUUGAUGCGUGGUUUAGACUUUAAGCAGAUCCACGUCUUCUUGAAGCAGUACUUUUUGCACUAG
This is a messenger RNA of Hirsutella rhossiliensis, 216 nucleotides long. RefSeq lists its product as uncharacterized. The record is from RefSeq and is a predicted model, not a curated record. The coding region runs from base 1 to 216 and encodes 71 amino acids. The transcript has a single exon. NCBI's taxonomy places the organism in Eukaryota, Fungi, Ascomycota, Sordariomycetes, Hypocreales, Ophiocordycipitaceae.